Messenger RNA from Oryzias latipes (Japanese medaka), 7026 nucleotides. RefSeq names its product lysine (K)-specific methyltransferase 2E (gene kmt2e). The record is from RefSeq and is a predicted model, not a curated record. Gene Ontology annotation, biological process: regulation of DNA-templated transcription. Gene Ontology annotation, cellular component: Rpd3L-Expanded complex; Set3 complex. Lineage: Eukaryota; Metazoa; Chordata; Actinopteri; Beloniformes; Adrianichthyidae.
AGAUUUUAAACACGUAGUUAUUUACAUUAAUUCACUUUCAGUACAAAAUCUGUGAGAUAACCAUCACUACUUAAGCAACCAAAAGUUGUUUUGUUAGAUUAGAUUUAAAUCAAUCUAAUCAUGUGACCUACUGGAAACAAAAUAAACUACAGAAAGACAAUCUGCUCACGAAAGUGAAAUAAAAUCUUUCUACAAAGCUUUUGUUAAUGUUGUUUUAGCUGCUUGUCUAAAAAAUGUUUUUCAAAAAGUAAGACGGUUUCAAAUUCCUUCCAUCGCCGUUCCAUAUGUGGAUGUGUACGGUAAAAGAAAAAGGCCACAAACCGCCCCUGAUAAACAGGGAGUGUAACCCCGCAGUAUGAGGAGGCGGUGCUAGUUUUUUUUUUCUUCUUCUUUUUCUGAUGGCUUUGGAGGGAGGGGGGGUUUGUGGUGGAGGCGGAGUCUCGGCAGUCCUGGCAGGGCCGCCAUUUUUGCAAAGGGAAAAGAGACUGGGUUUGGAGGAUCUAAUUUUUUUUAAAGUCGCCGAUGACUGCUGCUCUGUUUAACGGUUUGUGAGCGAUUCCAUAACAUAUUCUGGUUCUGGCGAAACCAAGAAAAACUAUGGAAUUUUCAGAAAUAAGAAGUACGUAAAGGACAAGUUGAUAUACAAACAAUUUGAAGCUUGCCUUAGGAUCCGCAGUGUGUGGACUGAAGUAUUGUUUUGGUUGUGGAAGCUGCGACGGGGGUCUAACCCAGGUCCCCCAUUCAACCAUUCGGUCACUCCAGAUUGGAUUUAAAACGGCCUUGUGGAUGCACUUGGAUGUCUGCAAUGACUGCUGUGGCUGGCAUGCCUCAGUGUUUUGGACUCCCUUUCUCUGGACUCAGUAGGAAAACAAGUAAUAAGCAGAGAACGUCAUGAGCAUAGUCAUCCCAGUAGGGGUGGACACAGCUGACACCUCGUACCUGGACAUGGCUGCAGGCUCAGAACCAGAAUCAGUGGAGGCCAGCCCAGUGGUGGUGGAAAAGUCCAGCUACCCACACCAGAUUUACAGCAGCAGUUCUCACCAUUCCCAUAGUUACAUUGGCCUACCAUAUGCUGACCAUAAUUAUGGGGCGCGGCCCCCGCCUACGCCGCCAGCCUCCCCUCCACCCUCCAUGUUGAUACGACAAGGAGAGGGGGGGCUUUUUGUUUCUGGAGGGCAGGACGAAGCUUCCAGGGGCACAACCCUCAGCACGUCAGAAGAUGGCAGCUACGGGGCGGACAUCACGCGCUGCAUCUGCGGCUUCACCCACGACGAUGGCUACAUGAUCUGUUGUGACAAGUGCAGCGCCUGGCAGCACAUAGACUGCAUGGGCAUCGACAGGCAGAACAUUCCUGAGACCUACCUGUGUGAACGCUGCCAGCCACGGCACCUGGACCGAGAGAGGGCCAUCCUCCUGCAAACCAGGAAGAGGGAGUGCUUAUCUGACGGCGACACCAGUGCCACAGAGAGUGGAGAUGAGGUCCCACUAGAGCUCUACUCCACCUUUCAGCACACACCCACCACCAUCACCUUGACGACCGGGCGACUUGGCAAUAAGCAGGUUGAUAAGAAGCGUAAAAAAAGUGGUGAUAAAGACCCCCCAGCACCCUCUGCCAAAGCUAAAAAGGCCUUCAGAGAAGGAUCCAGAAAGUCCUCAAGAGUAAAGGGUGCUGCUCCUGAGGUGGAGCCGGUGGAGCACCCAUCUCUGUGGGAGAGCAAGAUCAAGACGUGGAUGGAGCGUUAUGAAGAGGCCAGCAGCAAUCAGUAUAGCGAGGACGUUCAAGUCCUGUUGCGCGUCAAAGAACAAGGUGACGGCAGAAGCUUGGCUUACAACACGCACCCGGCCUCUUUCAAGCCCCCAGUGGAGAGUCAAGUUCAGAAGAACAAGAAAAUCCUGAAGGCUGUGCGAGACUUGGCCCCAGACUCCCUGAUCAUUGAGUACCGGGGAAAGUUCAUGCUUCGGCAGCAGUUUGAGGCCAAUGGAUACUUCUUCAAGAGGCCGUACCCGUUUGUAUUAUUUUACUCCAAAUUUGACGGGUUGGAGAUGUGUGUGGACGCUCGCAGCUUCGGUAACGAAGCUCGAUUCAUUCGGCGUUCUUGCAGCCCUAAUGCCGAAGUGCGGCACGUCAUUGAGGAUGGCAUGUUGCAUUUAUACAUCUACUCGCUAAGGCACAUCACUAAAGGCACAGAGAUCACAAUCGGUUUUGAUUUCGACUAUGGCAACUGUAAAUACAAGGUGGACUGUGCCUGCGUGAAGGGAAACCAAGAAUGCCCAGUGCUGAAGCACAACCAGGAGCCCACGGAGAACAUGGGUGCAGGUGGCAGGCGCCGAGGGAGCCGCAAAGACAAGGACUUGGUCCGAGACGACCAGGGGCAGAACCAGAACGUUGCUUUAGACGGCGAGGGGAAAGGCAGGAGUGUGGGUGACGGCAAACAAAGAAAGCUUUCUCCUCUUCGCCUCUCCAUCUCCAACAACCAGGAUCCUGAGUUAUUUGAGGAUGUAGAGGACAAAACCUCCAUUAGCAAUGAAGUAGAGAUGGAAUCAGACGAGCAGAUUGCAGAGAGAAGGAGAAAGAUGAUUCAGGCCAACCCGGCAGAGCAGUCCCAUCUCGCUGUCGGGGCGGCUUCAAGCUGGAGGGGACUGAAACUCAAGGAGACCCGAGAGGAGAGGAAGAUGGAGGCCAUUCUGCAAGCCUUUGCUCGGAUGGAGAAGAGGGAGAAGCGCAGAGAGCAAGCCCUGGAGAGAAUUGGUAGCAUAAAAUCAGAAAUUGGGGGCCGUGGCGAGGUUAAAGAGGAACCUCCUGCCACACCAGAGACUGCCGAUUCUCCAGCAGUAACGCAACCUCUUAUUGAGGUGAAGGAGGAGCCGGGCCUAAAGCCAGCAAAAGUAAAGCCUUCAAGGAACAGGAAGAGUUUCUCGAGGAACCGCACUCACAUCGGCCAACAGCGCCGCCGAGCCCGGACUAUCAGCACCUGUUCGGACCUGACCCCCGGCUCUCCGGCCGAGACUGUGGAGCCUCUAACCAGCGACGCUCCAGAGGGAGAGACGCUUCCUUUGCCAGAGCCAGAGGCGGUCUUGUCACAAGCCCCUGAGAGCAGCCCUCCUCAGAGCAGCUCGCCAGCGCCCGACAGAAUCCGAACAGCGAGCAAAAACUUUAAAACUAAAAAGCACUUUGUGAGCGAAUGGGUGGGAGAGAAACAGCAGGACCGCUGUGCCGUACGAACACCAGAACCAGUCCCGGAGAGGCCGCUCAGAAUAAGCAGCGACCCGGAGGUUCUUGCCACGCAGCUCAAUGCCUUACCUGGCAUGGCCUGCUCGCCACAGGUCUACAGCACGCCCAAACACUACGUCCGCUUUUCAUCCCCAUUCCUGGCAAACCGCAGCCCGGCGACCCCCGGAGUCCCCAGUGGGAGACGGCGGUCGCGGGAACUGCCGGAAACGCCACCAGCCACCGGCUCCUGCAAAAAGCGAUGGUUGAAACAAGCGCUUGAGGAGGAAGGGUCCACAAGCCCAGCAAGACGACUGAGUCUGCUCGGCGACAGCCCCCUCAGCCCCUCCAUCAGCGGGGACUCUGACAGCCCCCUGCCCUACAACGGCACCUGCUCACUACCUGAGCUGCCCACCCCUUUGAAAAAGCGACGGUUGAGCCCGUUGGAUGCCUGCAUGUCUGAGAGCUCCACCCCCUACGGUUCCCCUUGUGCCACACCCACACGAGCCGACCAAUCGGAAACCCACGGAACGCCCGUCUUAUUAACCACGCCGCCUCGACCCCGAACAGAGGAACCAAGUGCAGAGCCGGUCUCCAGUACUCCAACUCACGUCCCCAACACCCCUCAGGAGAGUGAAUCUUCAAUGGAGACCUCACCAGAGGUUUCCGGCAAGCCCUGUGUGCAAGAGGCUGAUCGUCCUCCGUCAUUGGUCUCCUCUCCUUGCACCAGGAACCCCACUUCAGAAACACUCGCAGCAGAAGUAAAGUUGUCUGUUCCAGAGAGUCCUCAGCCUCCACCUGCUGAGUCGGAGGACAGCAGUGAGGACCGGACAGAGGGAGGUGUCACAGAAGGCACAAGUGAGCCUUCCACCUGUGUAGAAACGUGCGCUUCCUCUUAUCCUGGGUGGAUAAAAAGCCCAGAAAGGGGCUCGACUGGACCAGCUGGCCUGAACUUUUCUCCAGUCAACUCGAACUUAAGGGACCUCACCCCGUCUCACACCCUGGAGCCUCUCUCGUCUCCUUUCAGGCACGAGGCUGCAGCUGGAGCUACAGCAGGGACGGGGUCACAGGCUCCCUCCCAGCCUCAGUUUAGUGAGUCCCAGGGACAGCUUUUUUACCCCUGCUUGGAGGAGGGGAGCAUACUUAACGUCUCGCGUUCUCUGAAUGGGGAUGGCAGCGGCGAAGGAGGGUCUGCACAGAACCCCCCACAGAAGAAAAAGGUUUCUCUGCUCGAGUACCGAAAGCGUCAGCGAGAAGCUCGUCGCAGCGGCUCCAAGACCGAAUGCAGCUCCCCCGUUUCCACCCUCCCACCCCUGACCGUGGACGCUUUCCCCGUGACCACGGAGCCUGUCGGCGACCCCCUUUUACCCCCUGCUCCUUGUAACAACGUCACCACGGGAAAAGAGCCCCAAAGCGAGGAGACGGAAGCUGGGGGAGAAAAAGGAGAAGAGAGAGGAGAGGGGCAGUGGACCUCAUCGACUUUUGUGGAACAGACCAGAGAGCGCAGCUACCACAGAGCCCUCCUGCUCAGCAAAGACAAGGAGACGGACGGUGAGACUGAAGGAGGGGAGACCCCGGGACUGAGAGAGUGUGCAUCUCCAAGUGUUCAGAAAACCCCAACUCACACCUCCUGCUCUCCUGGCCCUUUGGCCCCGCCUUCCAGUCGCUCUGCAAGGGAGGAAGAUGGAGACGGUCAGCCUUGGACGCCAAACCCAAGCGGCCAGCCGCCCAACAAGCCAGCUGGACCUAAGCCGGCUCCUUUGACUCCAACAAAGCUGCUUCCUGCUCCUCUGCCCUCGUCUCCGGUCCAUUACCCAGGAUCCUCUCUGCUUCAUUCUCCCAAACCGCAGCCUCAAGGCUCCCCCUACCGCAGCCAGAGGGCGCUGUUCUCCGGCCAACUUCAAAACCAACCACAGCCGCAGGCACAGACCGGGCCUGCUCCUUUCCCCCCGUACAACACCCAAAGCGCGCCUCCCCCACCUCCCCCUCCUCCACCAGCACCGCCCGUCUCCACGGGCUACUUCCAGAACCAGAGCCCCUCCACUGCCGGACCUUUUCCCGGGUACAAACCUGCGGUCACGCCCCCGUACCCGCAGGGCUCGCAGUCCUUACUGCAGACUCUUCCUCACAGCGUGCACUAUCAAACUUCAGCUGCUCCGCCCCCGCCUCCUCCUCCACCCCCGCACGCGAUGGCGGCCCCCACCCUGCUGCACGUCAGCAUGCAGCCUCCCCCCAUGCAGCAGCUCCUGAUGACCUCCGCCCCCCCACCGCCACCUCCUCCACAGGGGCAGAGCUCUCAGCAGCAGCAGCAAACCCCGUCUGGUAGCACCCUCAUGUCCCUCACCCCACCGCCCCCACCUCCCCCACCCCCACCUGCCCCCGCCUCCAGCGCUGCACUGCAGCCCCACCACUAUCAGAACUUGGGGGGGUUUCAAGCGCCUCUGAUGCACCCCGGCGGCGCCUCAAACCCAUCCGUGCCCCCGACCACAUACCCGCCUCCCAUCCAGCAGACAGGACUGCCCCCGCCUCCCCCUCCACCCCCCCAACAGACUCAACAGGGACAGGCCCAGGCCACUUCCCCCCAGAUGCCUUCUGGGCCUCGUGGAGCUUCGGCGUCCUCGACCCCCUUCCACAGCUCGGGGUACUUAAGCACGGGGUGGCACUAAGCGCCCUCCUGCAACCCCCCUGCCCCCACCUAAGAGCUCUGCCUGGGGUGUGUACCAUAAAGUGUACAUAUGUUUUCUAUGAACUCAUGGCCAGUGGAAAACAGCUGAAUGUGGGAUAAAAGGGCACCUAAGAAAAAAUAAAUAAAUAAGAAAUAUGGGGGUGGGGGGCGUAGAGAAAGUUUUACGAACUGAACUUUCAGAGAAGACGUGUGAAAAUGAAGAUGAACUAUCCACCUGGUGCUCCCGGCCCCCUCCGUCUGGCCUCCACUCGUUUUUGUAUGACUUCCUGUCGGCGUUGGGGAGGAGAGCUCCGUUCUGUCUUCAGCUCCUGCACUUUGAAUAUCGGUGGACAUUCCAGGCCCCCCCCUCGACCCCCCAGGUCCUCCUCUCCGUUAUCCCCGAUACGUCUGUCGUCAGCUCUGUACUCCAUUCGUUUUAAUCUAUUGGGUCAUUAUAACAAAGAGAAAAAGCUUUUUGUAUAGAGAAAAAAAAAGCAAUUAUUUUUUUUAUUCUUCUGUCUAACAACAAAUAAUCUGUUCACCGCUGCAGAUUCAGGAAAGAACGAUUCGGAGGAGACUGCGUCUCCGCCGCAGGAGGCUGCACUUGUGUGUCUGUGUGCGAGUGUGUGUGUGUGUGUGUGUGUGUGUGUGUGUGUGUGUUACGGCGUGUAUGGCAGCUUAGGGGAGUCGAGCGCGCGAGUUUUCGUGCUUGUAGUCUUCUGUGGUAGGCAGAUGGGUCUCACCUACAAGUAGGACGUUAGCGGCUUAUUUUUGAAUAUCAAUGGUUCUUUGUAGAAAGUGUAAUUUAAUGUAUAGGUGGUUACUUCAGCUUUCACCAGAAACAGGAUGUAAAUAUCGGCUUCUUUUCUUUUCUAUGCUUGUAAAAUUCGCUCCCAUCCCAUUUUGAAAUAUAGAUGUAAAUAUGAUCGUUUUUUCUUGGCAAAGCUGAAUGUUUCUGUGACUGUAGCAUUAUUUUUAUUUUAUGGUUGUUGUUUUAUUUUCUCCCUUUAUUGACAACUUAACCUUGUUUUUUUAUUAUUUGUGUGUGUGUGAGUGUAUGUUUGUGCGGAGGGGAAAAACUCACAGACACUGCACUGGUUGGCUAUUUUCAUGGUUCAUUAUAAUAAAUCACUGUAUUGACAGUUUUAAACCA